AAAUCAGAACCUGGCGGCCGCAGGUUUCUGUGAGGCAAGCUCUUGCCACGAUGGUGAGGGGCACCCAAGUCUUGGGCUGACCUCGCAACCCACCACUGCUCCACUUGGGUCACAGGGCUUGGGCCACUGGGAGCGCUGUGCUGCGAGGGAGGUGUGAAUGGGAUUGAUGGUAUGUUACUGCAUGGUAUGGUGUGGCAUGUUACUGCUUGGGAUGGUGUGGUAUGUGACUGCAUGGCGUGGUGUUGUAUGUUACUGCAUGGCAUCGUGUGGUAUGUUACUGCAUGGCAUGGUGUGGUAUGUAACUGCAUGUGGUCUGUCGAUGGUGUGGACGCCCAUGCAGGAUGCUGAAGUGGAGCUAGGAGGAACGAAUACAUGUGCUUAGGGGUAUAGCAUAUUGGAGUGGAGAAGAGACUACACUUAUUCGUGCAAUUAUCCUGAUUCCACCUUCCAUACCUAAAGUGGGGCUAAUGUUGUAUCUAUAUUUUG
Messenger RNA from Closterium sp. NIES-67, 486 nucleotides. NCBI's taxonomy places the organism in Eukaryota, Viridiplantae, Streptophyta, Zygnematophyceae, Desmidiales, Closteriaceae. The record is from the annotation of a GenBank genome assembly.